AUGGCGAACAAGUUUGGAUUAGUUUCUUUAUCUUUAGAAACUAAAAAACCUAACGCUACAGCAUUGAUAAAUAAAGCGAAACCUUACUUUGUGGAUCAAAUCGGAGACACUCUUAAAGGUGAUUUAGAUAUGAACAAUUUCAAAGUAACUAAUUUAAAAUCUCCGGAAAAUGAUAAUGAUGCUGUUCACAAGAAAUAUUUACUGAAUCAAAUAAAUUCAAUUGAAGUAAAUAAAAACCAUUUAGAAGAUAGAAUAAGUAAUUUGAAAAGAUUCUUCAAACGUCAACAAAAAAUUUUUGUUAAUGAUACUAAACUACAACAAGAGGUAGAAGGUUUAAUAAGUUUUAUUCAAAAACAAUUGGUCAACGUAGUGAACAAAGCUGAGUUACAAAAUUUAAUUUCAUUAAUAUCUAAAUUAGAUGAUAAGAUUGCAAAACAAAAAUUAGACAUUCAACAAUUAAUAGAUAACAUUCCAGAUGAAAAUGAAGAUACGUUUCCACAGGAAUUAAAUGCUCUGGAAACUAAACUUAACAGUGAAUUACAAAAAGAACUAACAAAUAUUAAACAACAAAUAAAAAACAUUGAUGAUAACGAAAUCAAAACCUAUAUUCAACAACAAAUACAAAAUAUUGAUGAUAGUGUUAUUCAACAACAGAUAACCACUAUUAAUAACAAAGUUUUAAAACAGGAAAAAAAUAUAGCAGAAUUAGAAAAACAUCUCAAGGAAGAAAAUAAAUCAUCUUAUUUCAAUCUUCAUUUUGGAAGUUUGACUCAUAAAGAUAUUAUUCUAUUACUGAAUAUAUUGAUAGAUCAAUAG
This is a messenger RNA of Lottia gigantea (owl limpet), 816 nucleotides long. RefSeq lists its product as hypothetical. The record is from RefSeq and is a predicted model, not a curated record. Bases 1 to 816 code for a protein of 271 amino acids. Lineage: Eukaryota; Metazoa; Mollusca; Gastropoda; Lottiidae. The transcript has a single exon.